Molecule: messenger RNA, 697 nt
Organism: Diorhabda sublineata
Lineage: Eukaryota; Metazoa; Arthropoda; Insecta; Coleoptera; Chrysomelidae
Gene: mRpS11
Product: 28S ribosomal protein S11, mitochondrial
Exons: 4
Coding region: 7-609 (200 amino acids)
Biological process (GO): ribosomal small subunit assembly; translation; maturation of SSU-rRNA from tricistronic rRNA transcript (SSU-rRNA, 5.8S rRNA, LSU-rRNA)
Cellular component (GO): ribosome; mitochondrial small ribosomal subunit
Molecular function (GO): structural constituent of ribosome; small ribosomal subunit rRNA binding; mRNA 5'-UTR binding
Source: RefSeq, a predicted model, not a curated record
AAUGAAAUGGCUGUGACGCAGCUUAGAAAUAUAUUUAAGAAUCUGUUAAUAACAGGUAACAGUAAUGGAAAUGCAAGGUGUUUAUUUACCUCUACCGUAUAUCACAGAACUGUGAUAGAUAGAAAAGAGAUGUUAAGAUCACUGCCAAAAGAAGACGAGGGAACGCACGGGGAAAAAUCGGUCGAUAUAGACGCCGUUUUAUCAAAACAACAACUUUUCCCAAAUAUAGAUACCCCCAAUAGGCUGUUUAAUGGCAUGCCAUUUAAAGAUCUACCGGUCUUUAAUAUCAGAGUAACAAAGAAUAAUACAAUACUUUCUUUGACUAAUGCUAAAGGAACACCGAAACUGAUAAGAUCUUGUGGAGUCGAAGGUUUUAAAAACGCCAAAAAAGGAACAAAUAUUGCAGCUCAAGCUACCGCAAUUACAAUAGGAUCCAAAGCACUUGAUAAUGGUUACAAAAUCGUUCGGGUACGAGUGAGAGGUCUUGGACCUGGUAGAAUGGCUGCUAUUAAAGGUUUACAAAUGUCUGGAUUAGAAAUAGUUUCAAUAACUGAUACUACUAGAGUGUCUUGGAAUGGUCCUAGGCCUAGAAAACAAAGAAAGUUAUAAGAAAUCGAAACUUUGAUAGCUUUACUAUUAUUGUUAUAAUUGUUUUGAUAUUUCAAGAUCAAUAGAAAUUUGUGUUGAUAUAAAAUUA